AUGGAUUUCAAGUUGAUCGCUCUGUUUUUGGCCAUCUGUUUCGCCGGCGCUGUGGCCAUAGAAAUAAAACUUCCGGAGCCGGAGCCAAUCGAACUUCAAGAGGAGUGCAAGGUAGGAUAUGGACUUUAUUUAGAGUUUUUCAGGAUUUUUGAUGAGCUUCUUGAUUGUAAGGUUUAAUUCAAGAUUUGUUUUUCGAAAUUUUUAUUUGUAAAAUUGUGGUUUUUAGCAUUUUUUUUGUUUCCUUCUCCAUUUUUUCCUUUUAGGACAAGUUUGAAGAGCAAAGAGUCCACGAGCUCUUGGAACGCACGUGCGUCUCCUGUGCCCAACUCUUCAAGGAGGAAGACGAUUUCCACGCCAACUGUCGCGCCAAUUGCUACAAAAACAGCCACAUGACUAAGUGCAUCCUUGCUGCUGAUCCCGCCAAAUACCGUCAGUAG
Molecule: messenger RNA, 437 nt
Organism: Bursaphelenchus xylophilus (pine wood nematode)
Lineage: Eukaryota; Metazoa; Nematoda; Chromadorea; Rhabditida; Aphelenchoididae
Source: the annotation of a GenBank genome assembly